Messenger RNA from Rotaria sp. Silwood1, 3437 nucleotides. The record is from the annotation of a GenBank genome assembly. Lineage: Eukaryota; Metazoa; Rotifera; Eurotatoria; Philodinida; Philodinidae.
AUGAACACAGAGAAAUCCUCACAAACUGCUUCUAGUGAGCCAGCAGCGAUGGCCACCGCCAAUAAUAGUGCUGUGCUGCGUGAACGUAUGCGUCCAGUCCUCGAAAAUUGCCUUUUGAUCUGGCUUGAUGCCGACUUCGAUGAAUCGAAAAAUGAUUAUAAACAAUCAAUGCAACAGCUUCGAAAUAUCAUAGCAACAAUUAUAACAUUUACAGAUGCUGAUCAAUGUAUUGAUUAUCUCAGUGACAUUGAAGAUGAAAAAGUGUUGAUGAUUGUAUCUGGUUCACUGGGACAACACGUAAUACCGGAAAUUCAAGCAUGUCCACAAUUAGACUCUAUAUAUGUUUUUUGUGACAAUCAAUCAAUGCAUGAGCAAUGGGCAAGAAAAAUACCUAAGAUAAAAGGUAUUUGCACACAAAUUGAACCGAUUUGUAAAGCAUUACAAGUCGAUCAUGAACAUUGUAAUCGAUCUAUGAUCUCGAUGAGUUUUCGUGGCAUUGAUCCUUUAUUUAUGUAUACACAGUUGCUUAAAGAAGCAUUUUUGCAAAUCGAAGAUGAUGAUGCAAAAACUAUUAAAGAACUAGUUGACUAUUGUCGUAUUCACAAUGCUGCUUCUCCAACCACACUGGAAAAGCUCGAACGAGAAUAUAGUGAUCAUCCACCAAGUUGGUGGUAUACAGGUCCCUUCUUUAUUUAUUCUAUGCUCAAUCAUGCUCUUCGACUUAUGGAUGUCGAUGUUAUAAUGAAAAUGGGUUUUUUCAUUCGUCAUUUACACAAACAUAUUGAACAAUUACAUGGUGAACAACAAUCCAGCGAGACUACCAGUGCGCUAUUCACAGUCUUCCGUGGACAAGGUUUGUCCAUGGAAGUCUUCGAAAAAAUGAAACAAACAAAAGGAGGACUUAUGUCCUUCAACAACUUCCUCUCAACCAGUCGUCAACGACACAUUUCACUUCACUUUGCACGUCAGGCACUCGGAGAUAAAAAUUUCGUUGCCAUUCUUUUCGUCAUGAACAUUGAUCCAAUGGUAUGCAAAAAAUCAAACAUGCCAUACGUCGACGUGAAAGGGGUCGGUUACUACGACAAUCACGAAGAAGAAGUGCUUUUUACCACACAUACAAUUUUUCGCAUCAAUCAAAUAAAGUGCAUCGAGGACAGUGACACAGAUCAACUAUGGCAAGUUAACCUCACCCUUACGGGCAACGACGAUAACGAACUUAACACACUUACCUCACAUUUCCGCGCAAAGCACAACUGGACAACAGGAUGGAAUCAACUAGGAAGAAUUCUUAUUGAACUGGGUGAUCCUGCAAAAGCAGAACGUCUGUAUACGAUUCUCCUCGACAAGGCUUCUUCUGAUACAGAACGAAUGGAAUACAACCACAAUCUUGGCAUAGUGUAUAAUGGCAUCGGCGAAUACUCGAAAUCACUUUCAUCACACCAACGAUUACUUGAAAUCCGAAAAAUUGCUCUCCCUCCGAAUCAUCCUGACUUGGCUUCUUCCUACAACAACAUCGGUUCUGUGUAUUAUAACAUGGGCGAGUACUCCAAGGCACUUUCAUCGUACGAACAAGCACUUGAAAUCCAUAAAAUAGCUCUCCCUCUCAAUCAUCCCGACUUGGCGGCUUCCUACAACAACAUCGGUAAUGUAUAUUAUAACAUGGGCGAGUACUCAAAAGCACUUUCAUCGUACGAACAAUCACUUGAAAUCCGAAAAAUAGCUCUCCCUCUCAAUCAUCCCUCGUCGGCUGAUUCCUACAACAACAUCGGUAUGGUGUAUGAUAACAUGGGCAAGUACUCAAAAGCACUUUCAUCGUACGAACGAUCACUUGAAAUCAAAAAACUAGCUCUCCCUCCGAAUCAUCCCGACUUGGCUUCUUCCUACAACAACAUGGGUAUCGUGUAUAUAAAGAUGGGCGAGUACUCGAAAGCACUUUCAUCGUACGAACGAUCACUUGAAAUCAAGAAAAUAGCUCUCACUCCCAAUCAUCCCUCCUUGGCUACUUCCUACAACAACAUGGGUAACGUAUAUAGAAAGAUGGGCGAGUACUCGAAAGCACUUUCAUCGUACGAACGAUCACUUGAAAUCAAAAAAAUAGCACUCCCUCCGAAUCAUCCCUCGUUGGCUGAUUCCUACGGCAACAUCGGUAUAAUGUAUGAUAACAUGGGCGAGUACUCAAAAGCACUUUCAUCGUACGAACAAUCACUUGAAAUCGGAAAAAUAGCUCUCCCUUCGAAUCAUCCCUCUUUGGCUUCUUUCUACAACAACAUCGGUGCAGUGUAUUUUCACAUGGGCGAGUGCUCCAAAGCACUUUUAUCUUACGAACGAUCACUUGAAAUCCGAAAAAUAGUUCUCUCUCCGAAUCAUCCCGACUUGGCUUCUUCCUACAACAACAUUGGUACCGUGUAUAGAAAGAUGGGCGAGUACUCGAAAGCACUUUCAUAUUUUACACAAGCCCAACAAAUCUGGCAAAAAUCACUGCCUCCUACUCAUUCACAUAUUUCCCUUGUGGAAACAAACAUUGAAAUUGUGAAAAAGAAAUUGUAAUUCUUUUUCUUCGUUUUUUAAAUCACGACAAUAUACCGCGCUCUUUUUUCUUCUGUAGUGAUCAACCUGAAUGGUUUCAUUUCACCAGUAUCACGGAAUGUUGGGUCUCGCGCACGCACGACCAGGAAUACUCUCCGUAUUCUGAUGGGCAAUACACUGGACAAAGCCGGCUGAGGGUGUGGGUGUGGGUGUGAAUGUGGGUGUGUGUGAGUGUGGGUAUGUGGGUGUGUGGGUGUGGGGUGUGGGUGUGGGUGGGUGUGGGUGUGGGUGGGGUGUGGGUGUGGGUGUGGGUGGGGUGUGGGUGGGCGUGGGCGUGGGUGUGGGUGUGGGUGGGUGCGGGUGGGUGUGGGUGUGGGGUGUGGGUGGGGUGUAGGUGUGGGUGGGUGUGGGUGUGGUUGUGAGUGUGUGGGUGUGAGUGUGGAUGUGGGUGUGGGUGUGAGUGUGGGCGUCGGUGGGUGUGGGUGUGAGUGUGGAUUCAGGUGUCGGUGUGAGCUGCAAGAUGAUCGACGCCCACGCCCACACCCACACCCACACCCACACCCACACCAACACCUACACCCGCACCCACCCACACCGACACCCACCCACGCCCACAUCCACACCUACACCCCCACCCACACCAACACCCCAUCCACACCCACACCCUCACCCACACCUACACUCCACACCCACCCACACCCACACCCACACACCCAUACCCACACACCCACCCACAUCCACGCUCACGCACACCCACACCCACACCCAAAGUUUGUUAAUAAAUUAUACAGUGAUGCUACGAAAGUUCGGUGUGAUUCUUUUGGAGAACUUCACUUGAUUGGUUCAACACUAUAAAUCACUGUUAUCUGGAUUGAAAUUCUUCAGAAACAACUGAUUCUUGUGCCGAUUGA